CGAGUUUUGAAAAGAGCGAGCGAGAGAGGCAUAGAUUCGCGUCUCUCGCUCUCUCCCGCCAGAUAAAGAGCGGAGAACUCCGAUCCUCCGCCACCUUUCCUUUCCCUCCCGUCGGAAUCUGACGCUUCCGCCCACAUCUAUCCUUUCCGGCGAAUCUUGACAGGGAGUGAGAGAUUGGGAAUUUAAUGCCUUUAAAUACCGGAUUAGGUUUCUAGGGUUUCCGGUCAUCGACUUUCAGUAUUCUCAUUGAAAGAUCUCUCGCUUCUCCACUCUUGCCGUUACUGACGGACGUUUUGGCGUCAAAGCAAUAGGUAACAUGAAAGCUCCCUUCCAUGGAAUCGUCAAGGAUAUCAAAGGAAGAGCAGCAUGCUAUAAGCAAGAUUGGGCAGGGGGACUUUGUACUGGCCUCAAGAUAUUGGCUCCGACUACAUAUGUCUUCUUUGCUUCUGCACUUCCUGUUAUUGCCUUUGGAGAGCAACUCAGUAGGGAAACAGAUGGAGCCCUGAGCACGGUGGAAGCUUUGGCUUCAACUGCUAUUUGUGGCAUCAUACAUGCGAUACUUGGUGGACAGCCAAUGUUGAUUUUAGGAGUUGCAGAGCCGACAGUCAUAAUGUAUGCUUAUUUAUACAGUUUCUGCAAAGAGAGACCAGAUUUGGGUGGUCACCUGUUCUUGGCUUGGGCAGGAUGGGUUUGUGUCUGGACAGCUUUCCUUCUAUUUAUUCUGGCAAUAUUCAAUGCUAGUGCGAUUAUCAGCAGAUUUACAAGGGUUGCGGAUGAACUCUUUGGCAUGUUGAUUACAGUUCUUUUCCUUCAAGAAGCAAUAAAGGGAAUGGUGAGCGAAUUUCAGAUGCCUGGGCGAGAAGACCCUAACUUGCCAGAGAACCAAUUCCAAUGGCUUUAUACGAAUGGACUGCUGGGGGUAAUUUUCACCUUCGGUGUUCUCCUCACUUCACUGCGAAGCAGAGAGGCAAGGUCAUGGCGAUAUGGCACGGGUUGGCUCAGAAGUUUUAUUGCAGACUAUGGGGUUCCUUUGAUCGUUGUGGCAUGGACGGCAUUGUCAUACUCUUUGCCGGGCAAGGUUCCAUCUGGAGUUCCUAGGAGGCUCUUUAGUCCUCUUCCUUGGGAACCUGCAUCAUUAUACCAUUGGACUGUUGUCAAGGAUAUGUUCAAGGUUCCACCAAUGUACAUUUUUGCUGCCAUUAUACCGGCUAUAAUGGUUGCGGGUUUAUAUUUUUUCGACCAUAGUGUCGCUUCACAGAUGGCACAACAGAAGGAAUUUAAUCUCAAAAACCCAUCCGCUUACCAUUAUGAUAUUCUGCUACUUGGGUUCAUGGUUUUGAUUUGUGGGUUGCUUGGAAUUCCACCUUCAAAUGGGGUCCUCCCACAAUCCCCCAUGCACACGAAGAGUCUUUCUGAACUCAAGAGGCAGUUAAUUCGCAAGAAGAUGGUACGGCGUGCCAAGGAGUGCAUAAAACAACAAGCCAGUAGCUCAGAAAUCUAUGGAAAGAUGCAAGAAGUGUUCAUAGAAAUGGACGACGACAAAUCCAUCACUAAUGCCUCGGUAGUAAAGGAGCUGAAGGAUUUGAAGGAUGCAGUUAUGAAUGAUGGAGGGCAAGCGAAGGGUGCAUUUAAUCCUGAGAAGGACAUAGAUGCCUACUUGCCUGUGCGGGUCAAUGAGCAGAGAGUGAGCAACCUUCUGCAAUCCCUUCUGGUGGGUGCUUGUAUGGCUGCUAUGCCUGUCAUCAAGAUGAUUCCCACGUCAGUUCUUUGGGGAUACUUUGCCUAUAUGGCCAUCGAUAGCCUCCCUGGCAACCAGUUCUGGGAAAGGCUGUUAUUGCUCUUCAUAACGCCUGGCCGUCGAUACAAGGUUCUGGAAGGGGAUCAUGCUUCCUUUGUGGAAUCAGUACCCUUUAAAUGCAUUGCCACUUUCACUCUGUUCCAGUUUGUUUAUCUUCUGAUUUGUUUCGGGGUGACCUGGAUUCCCAUUGCUGGCAUUCUGUUCCCAUUACCAUUCUUCCUGCUCAUAUCCAUAAGGCAGCAUAUCCUUCCCAAGUUCUUUCAACCAAGUCACCUAUGGGAAUUGGAUGCGGCUGAGUAUGAGGAAAUCGCUGGGGCCCCACGACGUGACCUCAGCCUCUCAUUCAAGGAUCGGGAAGAGCUUAACACAGACAGUGAUGAGAGCUGUGUGGAACUGUGUGAUGCUGAGAUAUUGGAUGAACUUACCACCCGCAGAGGGGAGCUUAAGCUUAGAACCACAAGUGUCAAGGAAGACAAGCGUUUCCAGGUUCAUCCAGAGGACAGCUGAUGCUAAAAAUGGAGUGGAGAGCUGAGUUGAAGAUGAUUGUACUGGGAAAUGGGGUGGUGGUGGUGGUGAUAAUAUUCUUUGGAGAUUGAGAUUUGGGGAUGAAUUGUCCUUGAAUCAGUCCGCUACAUGGUAAAAAAUAUAAUGAUUAUAGAAAGAGAGCAAAGGCAAACGCCAAUGUGUAAUUCUUCUAUUUUUUUUUUCCCCUCUCUCUCUCUCUUUUCAUUUUUUGGUAUUGCCAUCAGAAUUGUGCAUAGAGAGAGGGUUUUCUAAGGGUUUUUGCUAACCAUUUUUUAAUAUUUUCUUCGGUAAAGAAGAAAAAUGAAAAAGAGCUCCACCAUUUUCAUGCAA
Molecule: messenger RNA, 2653 nt
Organism: Magnolia sinica
Lineage: Eukaryota; Viridiplantae; Streptophyta; Magnoliopsida; Magnoliales; Magnoliaceae
Product: boron transporter 4-like
Exons: 13
Coding region: 317-2305 (662 amino acids)
Biological process (GO): monoatomic anion transport; transmembrane transport; monoatomic ion homeostasis
Cellular component (GO): plasma membrane
Molecular function (GO): solute:inorganic anion antiporter activity
Source: RefSeq, a predicted model, not a curated record